This is a messenger RNA of Camelina sativa (false flax), 2151 nucleotides long. Lineage: Eukaryota; Viridiplantae; Streptophyta; Magnoliopsida; Brassicales; Brassicaceae. The record is from RefSeq and is a predicted model, not a curated record.
AAACCACGCAAACUAAAUACAGAAAAGCGUAAUGAUGAUUCCAAGGCAACCUUAUUCGUUUUCUGGUGUUGUUGCUACCUUGUGUUUCUUCUUCUUGUUUUCCUUUGCUCUACACACACUUGCUUCUCCUACUCUCCAUUAUUGCCGCCAUGAUCAGAGGGAUGCUCUUCUGGAGUUCAAACACGAGUUUCCCAUAAGUGAAUCCAACCCAACUGCUAAUGCUAUGAGUUCAUGGAACAAGAGCAAUGAUUGCUGUUUUUGGAAUGGUGUCAAAUGCGAUGCUAAAUCUGGCAAGGUGAUUUCACUUAACCUUUUUGGCGUCUUUCUCAAUAACACUUUGAAACCAAAUAGUGGUCUUUUCAAACUCCAAUAUCUUCAACACCUAAUCUUAUAUUCUUGCAAACUCUAUGGGGAGAUUCCUUCUUCAUUUGGAAACCUUUCUCAUCUUAGGAAGCUUGACCUUUUGAAAAAUGAAUUAGUUGGUCAAGUUCCAGCUUCAGUUGGAAACUUAACCCAACUAAGUGACUUGAGCCUCGGCGAAAACAAAUUAAGUGGCAAAAUUCCCAUUUCAGUUGCCAACUUAACGAAAUUGCGCAACCUUGAUCUCUCUAAUAAUUACUUCGAAGAGCUCCCAUCUGACAUAAGUGGACUCCACAGCUUGGAGUAUUUUUAUGUGAGUGGAAACUCAUUUUACGGGCCGUUUCCUACAUCCUUGUUCAGGAUUCCUUCGUUACAAUGGGUUCAUUUGGAGGAAAACCACUUUAAGGGACCUAUAGAGUUUGGGAAUAUCUCUUCAUCGUCUACGCUGAAUCGUAUAUACCUUUCUCGCAAUAAAUUAGAUGGCGCAAUCCCUGAAUCUAUAUCUAAAUUUCUCAAUAUGGAAAAGUUAGAUCUUAGUUACAAUAAGAUCAUUGGGCCAAUCCCCACCUCUAUAUCACAGUUAGUCAACCUUACUUACCUUGAUCUUUCUAACAAUAAGAUCAUUGGGCCAAUCCCCACCUCUCUAUCACAGUUAGUCAACCUUACUUACCUUGAUCUUUCUAACAAUAAGUUGGAAGGAGAAGUAGCAGGUUUCUUAUGGAGAUUUGGUGUGGUGAAUCUUUCUCACAACUCGUUUAGCAGUUUUGGAAGCAGUUUUGAAUUAGAAGAGUUUGGUGAACAAGAAUAUGUUUAUUUGGAUUUGGACAUUGAUUCGAAUUUAUUUCGAGGACCAUUUCCCCAUUGGAUCUGCAAGCUUAGAAAAUGGUUAAGGCUUUCUAUAAAUCUAUCCAACAAUAGGUUUAGUGGCUCAAUUCCUCAAUGUUUGAGGAAUUUCACUUAUUUUCCUCAAGCACUUAUUCUGCGAAACAAUAGUUUCAGUGGAACUCUUCCAGUUAUGUCUGCUGAUGCUUCGGUAAAUGCAUUAGACUUCUCAGGAAACAGAUUUUGUGGAAAGAUCCCUGAAUCCAUUGGAUCGUUAGAAGAAUUGAGUAUUCUUAAUUUGUCAAGUAAUGCAUUGACAAGCGAUAUACCUCAACCAUUGGCAGAUUUGAAAAAUCUUGAGGCAUUGGACUUAUCCCAUAAUCAGUUGUUCGGUCAGAUUCCUCCAGAUCUUGGUAAGAUUCAUUCCCUAUUGACCAUGAAUUUCUCCCACAACAAUCUCGAAGGUCCAAUACCACAAGACCAAAAGUUUCAAGACCAGAACUGUUCUUCAUUCAUGGAUAACCCCAAACUCUACGGUCUCGAAAAAUUUUGUGGAAAAACUUAUGUUUCGAAUCCUAUACCAAAAGAGGAACAAGUGAUUAACUGGAUCGCAGCGGCAAUAGCGUAUGGACCUGGUGUCUUAUGCGGAUUUGUGAUUGGAAAUGUCUUCAUUUCCCACAAGUUUCGUAGAAUCAAUCCCCGCGUAGUCAUCAGAAGUGCUCGUUGAACACUUUCUCUUGUCCUUUUUCUAAGCAUUUAUCAAGCAUAUAUGUGUAAGUUUCUGUAAUAAUUUUCUCCAAAAGCUUUUCUGUUUGUGUUGUAAUCUUCUACUUUAUAGUUUUGUUAUAGUCUUCUUUGGUGAUAAAUGAUAUACAUUGGCUCAAAAUUACAGUUCAAACCCUUAAUUCACGCUACAUCAAGUCUAAUGCAAUUUAAUUUUGCAUCGCCACGGAGGCCUAACGUAACGUC